Molecule: messenger RNA, 821 nt
Organism: Cyprinus carpio (common carp)
Lineage: Eukaryota; Metazoa; Chordata; Actinopteri; Cypriniformes; Cyprinidae
Product: V-set domain-containing T-cell activation inhibitor 1-like
Exons: 5
Coding region: 62-601 (179 amino acids)
Biological process (GO): T cell costimulation; cellular response to lipopolysaccharide; cell surface receptor signaling pathway
Cellular component (GO): external side of plasma membrane
Source: RefSeq, a predicted model, not a curated record
UUUGAAGAUUAGUCCGGGAAUGAACGUCUGAUAUUACAAACAGUAAUUUGGUGUUGUCCUCAUGGAAAUCUACAAAAGAAUCUCAUCUGGAAAUCUCAGCAGAUGGAGUAUUUUUUAUUUUCUGCCUGUGUUUGUAAUAGUAAAUGAAGUGUCUCUGCAGGAGACUGUUGUGGGUUUUACUGGAGACUCUGCUGUUUUAAAUUGUUCUUCUAAAGAACGUCAAGACAUAGAUGUGCUCUGGACAUUCAAUUACACCCAGAUUGUGUUUGACAUUAUUGAUGGUCAAGUCUCUGUGGAAGAACAGGAUCAACAGUACAAGAACAGAGUUGAAAGCUUCCCCGAGGAGUAUAAGAGAGGAAACUUCUCCAUCAAACUCAACAAUCUUCAACACACUGAUGCAGGAAAAUACACGUGCUACAUCAUCAAGAAGGAAUCAGUAAUCAAGAGUGUUGAGCUUUUUAUUAAAGAGAGAUCAGAAAGACUCAUCAAUGAAGGAACAAACCCAAAACCAGAGAUGAUUGUAAUGUUCGUUUGCAUUCUAUGCACUGGCAUUAUAUUUUCAUUGGUUAACUCUGUCACAGUGUGUUUUAAGGAGUUUUAGUCAUCGCUCACUAUGACUCGACGUCAUCUGCACAGGCCCCUAGAAACAUCUGCAUAUCAUCUGUAGAUAUUAAUUUGUUGUUUUUCACAUCCUCAUUAAUCUGCAUAGCCCAUCUAAACCUUCUGCACAGUGGUGCAAAUACCAGCAUGCACUGAAAAUGUUAAAGCUCUCUCUAUUAUAGAUGACCUAUAAAAAAUACUGGUAAAAACCGGCAAUAUUA